Antrostomus carolinensis (chuck-will's-widow) is the source of this 916-nucleotide messenger RNA. Its product is annotated as PH and SEC7 domain-containing protein 2. The annotation marks the transcript as partial. NCBI's taxonomy places the organism in Eukaryota, Metazoa, Chordata, Aves, Caprimulgiformes, Caprimulgidae. Gene Ontology annotation, molecular function: protein binding; phospholipid binding. The transcript is spliced from 6 exons. The record is from RefSeq and is a predicted model, not a curated record.
UGAUGAGGACGAGUUGAGGAAAUCACUCUCGGAGCUGGUAGAUGACAAAUUUGGAGCCAGUGCGAAGAAAGUGACAAGGAUUGUUGACAGCAGCAACCCCUUCCUGGACAUCCCCCAAGCGUUGAACGCAGUCACCUACAAGCACGGUGUCCUCACGCGUAAAACCCAUGCAGACAUGGAUGGGAAGAGAACUCCCAGAGGAAGAAGAGGUUGGAAGAAAUUUUAUGCUGUGCUUAAAGGGACCGUCCUUUAUUUACAAAAGGAUGAAUAUAAACCUGACAAAGAUCUCUCUGAAGUGGAUCUAAAAAAUGCCAUCCGUGUGCACCACGCCUUAGCCACGAAAGCCUCUGACUACAGCAAGAAGUCCAAUGUGCUCAAGCUGAAGACAGCUGACUGGAGAGUCUUCCUCUUCCAGGCCCCAAGUAAUGAAGAAAUGCUCUCCUGGAUCCUGCGGAUCAACCUUGUUGCUGCCAUUUUCUCUGCCCCAGCCUUUCCAGCUGCAAUCUGCUCUAUGAAGAAGUUCUGCCGCCCACUCCUGCCUUCGUCCAUGACCAAGCUGUGCCAGGAGGAACAGCUGAGGUCUCAUGAAAAUAAAAUGAAGCAGAUUGCAGAUGAAUUAGCAGAGCAUAAAUUACAUCCUGUAGAGAAGAGCCUCAAGUCAAAAGAGGCUGAGGAAUACAGACUCAAAGAACAUUACCUAAUAUUUGAGAAGAGCCGCUAUGACACAUACAUCAACCUGCUGUGCAUGAAGAUAAAAGUCGGGACAGAUGACCUGGAGAAAAUUGAAACCAGUUUCUUCAAGGUGGAAGCUGACGACAUUGCUUUGCGCAAGACACAUUCAAGUCCUUCCUUGAGCCAAGGGCACAUGUCCAUCAGCUGUAAGGCAGAAAAAGACAUUUUAGAGCAGAAUACUUAA